AUGCACGAGAUUGUGACCUUACAAUUUGGCCAUUUUUCUAACUAUGUUGGUGCGCACUUUUGGAACGCUCAAGAGGAAUAUUUUUCAUUCGAUACUGGCCAACAUGCUCAAGAAACUGACGUUCUCCAUGACACUCUCUUUCGCGCGGGCAUUGCUCAAAAUGGAAUCGAAACUUAUACUCCACGGUUGAUUAUUUAUGAUUUAAAAGGAGGAUUUGGUUCUAUUAAAAAGAUGAACAGACUUUAUGAUGAGACUUCAGAUUAUCAAGACGCUGACCAGAAAGAAUGUAAUUGGAAUUGGAAGUCUGAAACUUAUGCACAGGCUCCCUAUCCAAAGAAUGAAUAUUUGCAAAGUUUGGAAGAAGAGGAAGAAAGGGACCUUCCCGAUGAAUCUACAGAUAAUAUGGAUAAUAUGGCAAUUGAUUCGACAGAAAAAAAUUUCCAUUUGGAUGAGACAGUGAUGAUGUGGUCUGAUUUCAACAGAAUUUAUUAUCAUCCAAAGAGCAUCAAUACCAUUUCCAAUUAUCAAUUUGGUGAUGAGAUUAUUCCUUUUGAUGUUUUUUCUUAUGGAAAAAAUGCAUAUCUAAGUCAACAAAAGGAGGAAGAUUCGUUUGAAGAAAAUUUUAGGUUUUUUACGGAGGAAUGUGAUGCAAUACAG
This is a messenger RNA of Racocetra persica, 657 nucleotides long. The record is from the annotation of a GenBank genome assembly. NCBI's taxonomy places the organism in Eukaryota, Fungi, Glomeromycota, Glomeromycetes, Diversisporales, Gigasporaceae.